ACUGACUGAAAUUUUGGCAAGGCGUACUGGUCUACAGACACUUAUUUAUUCGAUAAAGUGCAUCAGGGAAAAGUUUUCCUGACUUGAAUAUUGAGGCAUGGGAGAUAUCCAGAAUGAUGGGACCUUCACUACAGAUGGAGCCACUGGAACACAGGCCAUUACGGAAGCACAGCAAGAGUUACAGAACUUUUGGCCAAAGCAGCUUGAGAAAAUAAGAAACUAUGGUCAAAGCGAGUUUAAGGUACAGGAGCUGCCGCUUGCUCGCAUAAAGAAAAUCAUGAAGCUCGAUGAGGAUGUGAAGAUGAUUAGCGCGGAAGCCCCAGUGUUGUUCGCGAAGGCCGCUGAGAUGUUCAUCGAAGAGCUGACACUGCGAGCGUGGAUACACACGGAGGACAACAAGCGACGUACACUGCAGAGAAAUGACAUUGCCAUGGCUAUCUCCAAGUUUGAUCAGUUUGACUUUCUUAUUGACAUUGUACCAAGAGAAGAAAUGAAACCAACCAAAAGGGAGGAAGGGUCACGGCAGGCUUCAAUGAUGCCAGAACAAGUGCAGUACUACUUCUCGCUCGCCCAGCAGACGAAUGCAGCGCUUCAACAGCAGCAACAGCAACAACAGCAGCAACAGCAGCAACAACAACAGCCCCAGCCUCAGCAACAAGUUGUCGCAAUACAACAACCUGCAGAGGCAGAGGCAGUACAGCAACAGACGCAGGCAAGCCAAAUUCUUCAGCUUCCCUCACAGGGUCAGACACAGGUUGUACAGCAGGUGGUGACCAGCACAGGGGAGGUGCAACAAGUACCUUACCAGCUGACCCCAGCUCAAUUACAAAUGAUCCGUGUCCAGCUUGGUCAGCAAGGUAACCAGCCACUCAUCAUCCAGAUGCCUUCGCAGCAGCAAUCCGUCAUGCAGCCAGCCACGCAGCAGGUUGUAGUUCAAGACCAGCAGCAGUUUGCCGGCCAGCCGGUUUAUCAGAUUCAACUGCCUACUGGAGGUACUCAACAAGUGUACAUUCAAGCUGCCCAGCCAGAUGAAGUGCAUUCAGAUAGUCAAGAAUAGUGUGUGCGUGUAAAUGUGUACAUAAAUGUGAUAACAAGACGGGGAAGCAAAACAGCAUUUCUUUGUCAUGUUCAGGUGUAUACUCUGCGAUCACCGAGUGUGGGCACAUUGUUCACAGUGUGAAUAUACCAAAUCCACACUACUGACAGUUUAAGAAAAAUAUCUAACUGUGACUCGUAUAGUUUUCUUUUUUAGAAUUGUAAAUAUUAAUAUCUUAGUAUUAUUCAAUAUUGUAUGUAAGUAUUGAUAUUAGAUUAGCAAGAUCAUUGUCAAAAUUAUUCCAUAGAUCUGUAGACUGAGGAAAUGCACUUUGUGUGAAACAAGUGUAAAUAUUUUAUGAGUCAAUGUUAAUCAACUUUUUUGACAAUAAAGUACUUUUAUACAUAAA
Priapulus caudatus is the source of this 1445-nucleotide messenger RNA. RefSeq names its product nuclear transcription factor Y subunit gamma-like. The record is from RefSeq and is a predicted model, not a curated record. Gene Ontology annotation, cellular component: CCAAT-binding factor complex; nucleus. Gene Ontology annotation, biological process: regulation of DNA-templated transcription. NCBI's taxonomy places the organism in Eukaryota, Metazoa, Priapulida, Priapulimorpha, Priapulimorphida, Priapulidae. Gene Ontology annotation, molecular function: DNA-binding transcription activator activity, RNA polymerase II-specific; DNA binding; protein heterodimerization activity. Bases 98 to 1057 code for a protein of 319 amino acids. The transcript has 7 exons.